Molecule: messenger RNA, 1939 nt
Organism: Poecilia latipinna (sailfin molly)
Lineage: Eukaryota; Metazoa; Chordata; Actinopteri; Cyprinodontiformes; Poeciliidae
Gene: cirsr
Product: corepressor of RBPJ and splicing regulator
Exons: 10
Coding region: 128-1510 (460 amino acids)
Biological process (GO): negative regulation of DNA-templated transcription
Cellular component (GO): nucleus
Molecular function (GO): transcription corepressor activity
Source: RefSeq, a predicted model, not a curated record
CAUGAAACCAACUUCAUCUCGCUCACUGGGUUUUAUUUACAAGGAAGGGAAGCUAAGCUACCAGUGGCUACUUUAGCUCAACGUAACGCAACAGCUUACUGUCUUCUUUCAGUGCUUAACAGCCGCCAUGGGGAAGUCGUUUGCUAAUUUUAUGUGUAAAAAGGAUUUUCAUCCUGCUUCGAAGUCGAAUAUUAAAAAGGUAUGGAUGGCCGAACAGAAACUAACAUUCGAGAAGAGGAAGCAGGAAGACCUUAUGCAGGCGUAUUUAAAAGAACAGGACACAUACAAUAACAGGUUGUUGAUGGGAGACGAUCGUGUUAAAAAUGGACUCAAUUUUAUGUACGAAGCUCCUCCUGGAGCAUCCAAAGAGGAAAAGAAAGAGGAAGGAGAAGAAGAGUGCAAAUUUGAAUGGCAGAAGGUGGCUCCUCGAGAGAAGUAUGCGAAAGAUGACAUGAAUAUUAGAGAUCAGCCAUUCGGUAUCCAGGUGCGCAACGUGAGGUGCAUCAAGUGUCACAAGUGGGGCCAUGUGAACACGGACAGAGAGUGCCCGCUGUUCGGACUGUCGGGGAUCAACGCCAGCUCAAUGGCCACAGACGAAACAGCAGGCCCGUCGAUGCACCCCUCCGAGUUAAUGGCUGAGAUGCGGAACAGUGGCUUUGCCCUGAAGAAAUGUGUCCUUGAUAGGAGUUCUACUGUUUGUGAUCCAGCGCAGGAAUAUGUUGCCAGCGAUGAAGAAGAUGAUCCAGAGGUGGAGUUUCUGAAAUCAUUAACCACCAAGCAGAAACAGAAACUGCUCAGAAAACUUGACCGGUUGGACAAAAAGAAGGCCAAGAAGAAGAAGGGCAAAAAACAAAAGAAGAAAAGCAAAAGGAAGCACAAGAAAAAGCAGGAUAGCAGCGACAGCUCGAGCGACUCCUCCAACAGCAGCAGCAGCAGUGACAGCGACUCCGAUUCAGACGGCCACAGCAAGUCCAAGGGCCAAAAGAAGAAGAAGAACAAGAAAGAAGAUUCCCGUCGGGAUAACAGCUCAGAGAGCGAGCGAAGAGUCAAGAGUCAGAGAAAGCCCUCCUCUCACAGAAGCAGGUCACAGAGCCCCCACGCUGGACAGAGGAGGGCUAAAGAGGACUCUGGAGAUUAUAGACAAAGAAGGACAGAAAGGGGAAGGAGCAGGAGUCGCAAUCGCAGCCCCGAGAACAAGAUCAAGCUGGAGGGAGGUCAAGAGAGAAGGAGGAACAACAGCAGAGGCAGGCAGGAAGUCAGCAGCUCUACGGCUGGAUUGGACAGAAGUAGAAGCCGCGAGAGAGGCAGGGAGGACCGGGAUAAAGACAGACGUCACAGUGGAGAUGGUGAGAGGAGCAGAAGAAGCACAGACGGAAACAAAGGCAGAACAGCUGAUAGGAGGAGCAGAAGCAGAGAGAGGAGAGAAGAAAGAGAAGUUCGGGGAAGAACUAGGAGCAGGAGUAGGGAUAGGAGAGAGAGAAGCAGGGAGAGGAUAAAAAGAAAAUAUUAAUUUUUUUUAAUCUAAAAUGUUCUCUUUAUAAUUUUAAUGCAAGAAAAUGCAAGCAUGUUUUCGUUUUUGUGUUGUUUUACAUGAUCGAUAAGAGUUGGAAAUCCUGUAGGAUCUUGGAAUCUUUUUUGUGCACAAACUGCGCGUUAGUCUAGUUUAUCUCCACUAGGGGGAAGCAGUGAACAGAAAAUGUCAACAAGCGCCUCGGUGCGCUCUCAGCCGUGAUUUUAUUAGAGAUGUAUAAACUGUUUAUCAUUGGAAACAAUUUUGUUCGUGGAAUUGAAUUUAAUAUUUAUCAACAGUCUUCAUGAAAAACAACUUUCUGUGAUUUAUUCUCCAUCUGUGGUCGUUUUUUUUUUUUUUCUUUUACGCAUCAAUGCAGCAUAGAAGCCUGUUAAUUCCUUUCAAAUAAAUGAUACAUUUAACGUGGAA